This is a messenger RNA of Cyclopterus lumpus (lumpfish), 2566 nucleotides long. It is a transcript of the gene grk5l, whose product is annotated as G protein-coupled receptor kinase 5 like. Bases 456 to 2210 code for a protein of 584 amino acids. The record is from RefSeq and is a predicted model, not a curated record. Gene Ontology annotation, cellular component: cytoplasm. The transcript is spliced from 16 exons. Lineage: Eukaryota; Metazoa; Chordata; Actinopteri; Perciformes; Cyclopteridae. Gene Ontology annotation, molecular function: G protein-coupled receptor kinase activity; ATP binding. Gene Ontology annotation, biological process: protein phosphorylation; regulation of signal transduction; signal transduction.
UUACGCACAAACAGGGGAGUGGGGGCGCGCUUGAUGUCCUCUCUGAAGCGCUCAACCACCCCCCUGCUGUUUUAAUGUAAAGUUCGCAGUGUCCUGGUGUACGUACCGCUGUUCAGGACCCGGUUCGCAUCCAUUGACGCCUCCAACUUGAGUAUUCUCUGCAUCGGAGAGAUUCCGCAGCGAAAUUCCGCAUGGAAUGGUUUUGGGAGGAUUGGAGUAGAAAUGCAGCGCCGCACUUCCAGCCCACAACAAGAACCAUGCCCAGCUUACAUUGCAAGCAAAUCAUUGACAUCCUGUUUUAUCCAUUACGACUUUGAUAGGAGUGACAUUUGCUCGGAUACCGACGAGGAGUGAAGAAAAUAUUCACAGCAUACGAGCUGAAGGACGUUGUUUUUGCUGCAGAAGCUUGUGAACCGAAAAACCUCUGCAUUUAGGAUUUUUUAAACAUUUUUUAAAUGGAGCUGGAGAACAUAGUAGCCAACACUGUACUGCUAAAAGCGAGAGAGGGUGGAGGAGGAAAGCGGAAAGGGAGGAGCAAAAAAUGGAAGGAGAUCCUUCGCUUCCCCCAUAUAAGCCAGUGCACUGAGCAGGGAAACGACAUUGAGAGGGACUAUGUCAGCAUCUGUGAGAAACAGCCUAUCGGACGGCUACUGUUCCGUCUUUACUGUGAGACCAGACCUAAACUGCAACGAUGCAUCCAACUACUGGACGCAAUGGAAGACUAUGAAGUGACACCUGAUGAAAAAAGAAAAUGCAGAGGGGACCAGAUCAUCAAGACUUUUCUCUCAAAACAAUCACCUCAGCACGUAGACAUAGCAGAGGUCUUUGCAGACCAGUGCAGAGAGAACCUCGAGCUCAGUCCAUGUAAGGAGAUCUUCAGCAACUGCCACAAAACCGUCCAUGACUACCUGAGUGGAGCUCCGUUCUUGGACUACCAGAACAGCAUGUACUUUGACCGAUUCCUGCAGUGGAGGAUGCUGGAAAGGCAACCAAUCACUAAAGACACAUUCAGGCAGUACAGAGUGCUGGGGAAGGGGGGAUUCGGAGAGGUAUGUGCCUGCCAGGUUAGAGCUACAGGGAAGAUGUAUGCAUGCAAGAAACUGGAAAAGAAGAGGAUAAAAAAAAGAAAAGGGGAGUCCAUGGCUCUCAACGAGAAGCAGAUUUUAGAGAAAGUCAACAGCAGAUUUGUUGUGAGCUUAGCGUAUGCAUACGAGACCAAAGACGCUCUGUGUCUGGUGCUGACCAUCAUGAACGGUGGAGACCUGAAGUUUCACACCUAUAACAUGGGCACGCCGGGCUUCGAGAAAGACAGGGUCCGGUUUUACGCCGCACAAAUCUGCUGUGGACUGGAGCAUUUGCACAGGGAAUCCAUCGUCUAUAGGGAUUUGAAACCGGAGAAUAUCCUAUUAGAUGAUAAUGGACACAUUCGUAUUUCUGACCUGGGGCUCGCCAUCAAAGUGCCUGACAGAGAACUCAUCAGAGGCAGGGUGGGGACUGUGGGCUACAUGGCUCCGGAGGUGAUAAACAAUGAAAAGUACGGCAUGAGUCCUGAUUGGUGGGGGCUGGGCUGUCUUGUUUACGAGAUGACUGCCGGGCGAUCACCCUUCCGUGCCCGCAAAGAACGAGUGAAACGGGAGGAGGUGGAGAGGAGGGUGCAGGAAGAGGAGGAGGAGUAUAACGACAAGUUUACAGAGGACACAAAGGCCAUCUGUAGAAUACUGCUGACCAAAGACCCGAAGCAGAGGCUGGGCUGUCUGGCGGACAGAGCGGCGGGUGUGAAGGCCCACUCGUUCUUCAAAAGCAUCAACUUCAAGAGAAUGGAAGCAGGAAUAGUGGAGCCCCCCUUUGUGCCUGAUCCUCGGGCAGUGUACUGUAAGGAUGUUUUGGACAUAGAGCAGUUCUCCACAGUCAAGGGAGUAAAUUUGGACCAAACUGACAAUGACUUCUACUCCAAAUUUACUACAGGCAGUGUUUCCAUCCCAUGGCAGAAUGAGAUGAUUGAAACUGAGUGUUUCAGAGAUUUGAAUGUGUUUGGGCCUCAAGGGACGAGACCUCCAGAUCUGGACUGGAAUCAGCCGCCAGAGCCGCCUAGACGCAGCCUGCUGGACAGGAUCUUCAGGAGGCAUCACCCGGAGGUGUCCAUUUCCCACAGCCGUGUGCAGUCUUCCAGCGUAAACUCUGUGGACUCCAUGUCCAACUCUGCCCCCUAGUGGCACAGUGACAGUGUGGGAGCCCAACACACACAAAGGGAAGGAGCUCUGAGGGGCUUCCCCGCUGUUGAUUGGUCAACAGCCGAGGCCUAAGCCGGAGACAGCCUGUCUAAAAGCCUAAAUGGUCCGGCUGUGGGUGGGUGGGGGGUGGGGGUGGGGGGUGACCAGGCCCUGAGACCCCAGGCAUUUGUAGUGGGAUGGUCAAUGUUGGAAAGUUUGGAAAUAUUCCGACAAACAUUACUUACCCUCAGGAUUGUUGGACAAUAGAACAGAGCCACUGAUGUUGAUGAAUCAGAAAAGGAUAGAAAACAAGCUAAUAUUCAGGGGAUCCACUGUAUAAUAAAGACCACCACAGG